Messenger RNA from Lichtheimia ornata, 339 nucleotides. RefSeq lists its product as uncharacterized. The record is from RefSeq and is a predicted model, not a curated record. Bases 1 to 339 code for a protein of 112 amino acids. The transcript is spliced from 3 exons. NCBI's taxonomy places the organism in Eukaryota, Fungi, Mucoromycota, Mucoromycetes, Mucorales, Lichtheimiaceae.
AUGUUGGCUCGAGCAGCACCUAUAGAAGAUGCUGUUGUUUACAAUGGCAGCCCCCGUUAUCCGGCUUGGUGCACCGUAGGGGAGAGGGUGACGGCAAAGCCUUCGCGUGGCCAUCCUUCUGCGUCGCGUCCAGAAACAAAUUACUGCGGAUCACCUGGCAACCUCCACCUUUUUGCUCUCAACUCAAUCGAUCGACUCGCAUGGCGUGCGUGCUUUUCCUACUAUCACGAUGUUUUGGCCAAACGACUUGGGGGACCUAAUGGUGUGCAUUGGAAACUCUUUGCCCCCUCACCAGCCCGGUUUCCACACAAGGCUUCCAUGAAUCCCAGCAGAUCUUGA